UCUACCGCUCACAGGAACAAGAAGGUCGCUUUUGACAACAUUGUACCGGAGCAGAGACGAAACAAGGCUCUAAUCAUGCUGGGACAAGCUGUGAGGCGAUUCACAACGUCUGCUGUUCGUUCGUCACAAUACGGUGAAGGACCAGGGAAGAACCUGCCAUUUUCCGUGGAGAACAAGUGGCGUCUCCUCGGCAUGAUGGGGUUGUUCUUCGGCAGCGGCUUUACUUUCCCCUUCUUAGUCGUCAGACAUCAGAUCCUGAAGAAGUAAAAUGGACCGUUCCUCCCACCAGCCUUCACGGUUGUCAGCUGGAACAUACGUUACCCAUCAGGGUGCUAUCCAUGUCGAUGAAUGGGAAUCUCCUAAUUUUCUUUGUAAAUAAAGUAUCCUAAAAUUUA
Messenger RNA from Pseudoliparis swirei, 395 nucleotides. RefSeq names its product cytochrome c oxidase subunit 7C, mitochondrial. The transcript is spliced from 3 exons. Gene Ontology annotation, biological process: mitochondrial electron transport, cytochrome c to oxygen. NCBI's taxonomy places the organism in Eukaryota, Metazoa, Chordata, Actinopteri, Perciformes, Liparidae. The record is from RefSeq and is a predicted model, not a curated record. The coding region runs from base 76 to 267 and encodes 63 amino acids.